AUGAUUUGUGAGCAAGUUUUUCGAAAACUGCGCAAGAAUGAGCCAAAGGUCUGGGACAAAGACUAUCAACAUGCAUUUGACACCAUCAAGGGCUAUCUUUCAAAUCCGCCAGUGUUGAAGCCAACAAUACUGGGUACCCCACUCAGGCUUUAUCUUACAACAAAUGACACAGCAGUUGGGGCCAUGCUCGCCCAAGAAAUCAAAGGCAAAGAAAAUGAUGUGUACAAUUUGAGCAAGAAGCUACUCGAGUACGAAACCAAAUAUACACAACUCGAAAGGCUCAGUAUCUCCUUGGUUUGGGCCUCAAAGAAACUCAAACACUACAUGCUCUCCCUUAUAGUGCAUGGUUCAUUGGUCUCUGAUUUCAUGGCUGAUUGCCCUAUCGAGGCAGAGGAAGAAAGUUACGACCUGCCCAAUAAGAAAAUUCUAAUGACAAGUGAUGACAGCUGGUCGUUGCACUUUGACGGUGCUUCCAAUCAAUGCGGAUGCGGUGUCGGGGUAAUCCUAAUAGAUCCUGAAGACACUCACACUCUACUCUCAACAAAGCUACAAUUCAAUUUUACAAACAAUGCGGCCGAGUAUGAAGUCUGCAUCAUGGGUCUGGAAGCCGCCAUAGCAUUGGGUGUCCAUAAACUUUGA
Spinacia oleracea (spinach) is the source of this 639-nucleotide messenger RNA. RefSeq lists its product as uncharacterized. The record is from RefSeq and is a predicted model, not a curated record. Lineage: Eukaryota; Viridiplantae; Streptophyta; Magnoliopsida; Caryophyllales; Amaranthaceae. Gene Ontology annotation, molecular function: nucleic acid binding; RNA-DNA hybrid ribonuclease activity. Bases 1 to 639 code for a protein of 212 amino acids. The transcript has 2 exons.